This is a messenger RNA of Andrographis paniculata, 773 nucleotides long. Its product is annotated as nucleoside diphosphate kinase 1. NCBI's taxonomy places the organism in Eukaryota, Viridiplantae, Streptophyta, Magnoliopsida, Lamiales, Acanthaceae. Gene Ontology annotation, molecular function: nucleoside diphosphate kinase activity. The record is from RefSeq and is a predicted model, not a curated record. Gene Ontology annotation, biological process: GTP biosynthetic process; CTP biosynthetic process; UTP biosynthetic process. The coding region runs from base 117 to 563 and encodes 148 amino acids. The transcript is spliced from 4 exons.
AAGCGCAUUAGGGUUUCUGGUCUAUAUAUUUUGAGAGAGUGCCCGUGUCGGUCUCCUCGAUUUCUCAGCGUAAACCUAGAAACAUUUCCAAUUGACCUUAAGCCGCCGCCGCCGCCAUGGAGCAGACUUUCAUAAUGAUCAAGCCCGAUGGUGUUCAAAGAGGCCUGGUUGGCGAAAUCAUUGGUAGAUUUGAGAAGAAGGGCUUCACUUUGAAAGGGCUAAAGCUGAUUACUGUGGACCGAGCUUUUGCUGAGAAGCAUUAUGCUGAUUUGUCCGCAAAGCCAUUCUUCAAUGGGCUCGUUGAGUACAUUGUCUCUGGCCCUGUUGUUGCUAUGGUUUGGGAGGGCAAGAAUGUGGUAACCACUGGUAGGAAGGUGAUUGGAGCUACCAACCCUGCUGAUUCUGCUCCAGGCACCAUCCGUGGUGACUAUGCUAUUGAUAUUGGCAGGAAUGUGAUUCAUGGCAGCGAUGCGGUUGAGAGUGCAAGAAAGGAAAUUGCUCUUUGGUUCCCUGAGGGAAUUGCUGAGUGGCGCAGCAGCCUCCAUCCAUGGAUCUACGAAUAAGCAUAUUUCAGACUAUGGUAUCGGCUUUUAUCUAUUCCAUCUAUCUAUCAUGCCUUGAUCUGUUUCUGGCUGAGUGAGUGAUUCCGAGUUUCAACUUUUGUGUCUCUUAUGCACCGUGAUGUUGUUGAGGAUGAUACUGUUGUAGUAAUGCAAAUUCAGGCAUUCUUGCCUCUACUCUUUUAGUAAACCAAUUUUCGUGACUUACAAUCA